This is a messenger RNA of Camellia sinensis, 1923 nucleotides long. It is a transcript of the gene FLN1, whose product is annotated as fructokinase-like 1. Gene Ontology annotation, biological process: chloroplast organization; plastid transcription. The record is from RefSeq and is a predicted model, not a curated record. Gene Ontology annotation, cellular component: chloroplast nucleoid. Lineage: Eukaryota; Viridiplantae; Streptophyta; Magnoliopsida; Ericales; Theaceae. Gene Ontology annotation, molecular function: kinase activity.
ACUGAACCCGAUUCAUUUGGUACCUGAAAAACAACCCGAUAAUGGUCAAAAACAGUUCCGUGAGAAGAAGAUGGCUGGAACAGAGUGAAGAGUGAAGAAGACACAUGGAUAAACCCUAGCAAUCCUCCAUGGCAGCAAUUCAGUUUCUUCCAUCAAAUCUUCCAAACUCUCAUGCGCUCCUUUACUCACCAACCCACUUCUCAAUUUCAGCAACCUUUCCAAUCCCCAUUCCCAGACCUCCCAAAUUGCAUAACCCAAAACCUCCCAGAGCUUCCAUCAAUGGCGACCCUACCACCUCCCCACAAACCCCCAAACCCAAUCGCCGAGGCCGCAAGAAAAACCCCACAACUUCCCAAACCCAAUCCUCAUCGAAACCGAAACGAACCCGAAAAACCCAGUCCCAGAACGGCACAAUUGAAGCAAAUGGAACCAUAGAAUCAACAAACGAUGUUGAAGACGAAGACUAUGAUGAUGGGAUUGACUUUCCGUACGAAGACCCACCAUUGAUAUGCUGCUUCGGAGCCGCACAGAAGGAGUUUGUGCCGACGGUGAGGGUUUCGGAGGAGCAAAUGCAUCAGGAUAGAUACUCGGAGUGGAAGAUGAUGCAGUGGAAACCGCCAGAGUUCGCCAGGGCAGUCGGAGGGCCGCCGUCGAACGUGGCCAUAUCGCACGUCAGGCUCGGUGGCCGGGCGGCGUUUAUGGGGAAGGUUGGGGACGAUGAAUUUGGGGAAGAAUUGGUUUUUAUGAUGAAUAAGGAGAGAGUUCAGACUCGGGCUGUGAAGUUUGAUAAGAAUGUGCAAACGGGUUGUGCUUAUAUGAGAAUUAAGUUUGAUGAUGAGGGGAAGAUGACGGCGGAGGUGGUGAAGGAGUCGGCCGAGGAUUCGUUGAUUGGGUCUGAGCUCAAUCUUGCUGUGCUCAAAGAGGCUAGAAUGUUUCAUUUCAAUUCAGAAGUCCUAAUGAGACCUUGUAUGCAUUCUACCCUUUUCAAAGCAAUUUCACUGUCUAAAAAGUUUGGCGGCCUUAUAUUUUUUGAUUUGAAUCUGCCCUUACCUCUGUGGAAAUCACGUGACGAGACGAGGGAAGUGAUCAAGGCGGCCUGGGAAAAAGCAGACUUAAUUGAGGUGUCAAGGCAAGAACUAGAAUUUCUUCUGGACGAAGAGUACUACGAAAGGAAGAGAAAUUACAGGCCUCAAUACUAUGCCGAGAAUUAUGAGCAAACUAAGAACAGGAGAGAUUAUUACCAUUACACCCGUGAGGAAAUAUCCCCAUUGUGGCAUGAUGGGUUAAAAUUUUUGUUCGUGACUGAUGGAACGCUUCGGAUUCAUUAUUAUGCCCCUUCUUUCGAUGGUGUGGUGAUUGGAACAGAGGAUGUCCUGAUAACUCCAUUCACUUGUGACAGGACAGGCUCGGGUGAUGCUGUUGUAGCGGCUAUCAUUAGAAAGUUGACUACACAACCUGAGAUGUUUGAAAAUCAAGAUUUUUUGGAGAGGCAGCUUCGCUUUGCAGUUGCCGCAGGGAUUAUAGCACAGUGGACAAUAGGUGCAGUGAGAGGGUUUCCUACAGAGAGUGCUGCGCAAAAUCUAAAAGAACAAGUUUACGUGCCUUCAAUGUGGUAGUGACGGAGUGACACUAAAGUCAGUCCUAACACAGGUAACCUGGUCUGUUGUCUGUUCGCUCGGUGUUUUGAGUAGUUUUGUCUCCGAUGAAAGCAGGUGAGAGUUUGUGAUGGAGAAAAGAUUCACAUAAUGUAGACUGGCCAAUUGUGUUGGUUUUAAAACUCCAACCUCGGGAUCUCUUGGCAUUGGCCAAUAUGUAGGUAGACAUUUCUUACGUUGUGCGUUUUCUUGGUGAGUAGAAUUCGAGACAAAUUGUGCACUAUUCUUCUUGCAAUUAUGCUGCAAUUUUUAUAAUGACCAAUUCUCC